Molecule: messenger RNA, 1261 nt
Organism: Puntigrus tetrazona (Sumatra barb)
Lineage: Eukaryota; Metazoa; Chordata; Actinopteri; Cypriniformes; Cyprinidae
Gene: prkab1b
Product: protein kinase, AMP-activated, beta 1 non-catalytic subunit, b
Exons: 8
Coding region: 151-933 (260 amino acids)
Biological process (GO): signal transduction
Cellular component (GO): nucleus; nucleotide-activated protein kinase complex; cytoplasm
Molecular function (GO): protein kinase binding
Source: RefSeq, a predicted model, not a curated record
CCGGGCUCGCUGGUUGUUUCCCUCGUCCCGAGCUGCAGGCGGAAGAGGUGUGCUUAACAUUUAACCUUUUUGUGAGGCAAUGUGAAAAUGGCGUUAUGAAAAGUAACGUAGUCGCGGGCUUCGGGCAGAUAAAGUUUUCAGAGGAGCAGCAUGGGCAACACCAGCAGUGAGAGAAGCGGAGCGGAGAAGACGCAGCGGCGAGAGAGCCGGGGUGGCAAAGAUGGCGCUCGACCCAAAAUCCUGAUGGACAGUGCGGAGGACGGAGACCUCUUCCAGACGGACGAUGCUAAGGAGUUUCUAGCCUGGCGACAAGAUCAGGAAUCAGAUACUAAAGCCCCUCCGGAGGAAAGGCCCACUGUGUUCCGCUGGAAUGGUCCGGGGAAAGAGAUCUACUUGUCUGGCUCCUUCAACAACUGGGCCAGCAAAAUCCCCUUGACUAAAAGUCAUAAUAAUUUUGUGGCCAUAAUUGACCUGCCAGAAGGUGAGCACCAGUAUAAGUUCUACGUGGACGGACACUGGAUAUUAGACCCCAAAGAGCCUGUUGUGACCAAUAAGUCAGGUGUGGUGAAUAAUGUCAUCAAAGUAAGGAAAACGGACUUUGAGGUUUUUGAUGCGCUGAAGACAGACUCAGAGAAAUGUGCCGACAUGUCAGACUUAUCCAGCUCCCCGCCUGGACCGUACCAUCAGGAUCCCUACUCGGCCAAAUCAGAAGACAGACUGCGCUCUCCUCCCAUACUCCCUCCACACCUGCUGCAGGUGCUCCUCAACAAAGACACCGGGAUCUCUUGUGACCCAACCCUGCUGCCUGAACCAAACCAUGUGAUGCUCAACCACCUGUACGCCCUUUCCAUCAAGGACGGUGUGAUGGUCCUUAGCGCAACACACCGCUACAAAAAGAAGUAUGUGACCACACUGCUGUACAAGCCUAUAUGAUCUCCAUCACUAAUCUCUCUGCUUUCUGCCUCAUAAUACUCACAUUCAUCCAAGAAGGGGACCAACUUCAUUCCUCUGUCGGCUUUAUUUGUGUUUCUCAGCUUCCGAUCCAUAAACCAGUAUCUAACAACGUUUGCACAAAUAAUGUAAUGAGCUUGCCGAAUGUAAAAAUAUCACUUUGUAACAGGCUGGGGAUGUCACUAAAAGACGUUUGACAUUUAGUGGGAACAUUCCCAUCGCGAUGCUCUGGAUUUAGAAUGAUCUGCAAAUAAAAUUAUAACUGUGUAUGAAUGGACCAUUGUGCUAAUAAAAUGCACACUAAAAUUUA